Molecule: messenger RNA, 303 nt
Organism: Ilex paraguariensis (yerba mate)
Lineage: Eukaryota; Viridiplantae; Streptophyta; Magnoliopsida; Aquifoliales; Aquifoliaceae
Source: the annotation of a GenBank genome assembly
AUGUCAAGAAGGGGAACAUUUGCUCAACAAGAAGUCUUGUUCCUUGGACAUCGGAUCAAGGGAGGGACCAUUUGCAUGGUCAAUGAGAAGGGGAAGGCCAUAGAGGACUUAAAGGGAGCCAUCAUAGUUGAUCUGGUGCUGGUCUUUCCGGAUCAUGCUAAGCCGUUCAAGCUAGCAAUAGGGUCAAUGAGGAAGCAGCAUCCCUUAUUGAUUGAGCAACAGAUGGCAUUGAAGGGAUCCUCCUUAUUGGAUCUUGCAGACCGUAGUACCCUUGUCGGGAGGAGCGGCUUGCCAUAUAGUUAA